Messenger RNA from Dreissena polymorpha, 3059 nucleotides. Its product is annotated as trifunctional enzyme subunit alpha, mitochondrial-like. The transcript has 21 exons. Gene Ontology annotation, molecular function: long-chain (3S)-3-hydroxyacyl-CoA dehydrogenase (NAD+) activity; NAD+ binding; enoyl-CoA hydratase activity. The coding region runs from base 80 to 2422 and encodes 780 amino acids. The record is from RefSeq and is a predicted model, not a curated record. Gene Ontology annotation, cellular component: mitochondrial fatty acid beta-oxidation multienzyme complex; mitochondrion. Gene Ontology annotation, biological process: fatty acid beta-oxidation. NCBI's taxonomy places the organism in Eukaryota, Metazoa, Mollusca, Bivalvia, Myida, Dreissenidae.
AUCUUUUCGGCGAAAAGUUUUGGCCCAGAUUGUGACCUUCACACGGGAAACUACGAGAUUGCAAAGUUUACCGGCGAAUAUGGCAGGUCGAUUCGUAGGCGUUUUUCGCCAAAUUUCUACCGUGAAUCGUAGUUUAGCUCGAGUUUCAGGAGACCAUGGUCUGAAAAAUUUCUUCUCAACCACUGCGAGAAUGGAUUUCGGUAAAUACCUCACCUACACAGUGAAAGAUGGCAUUGCUGUUGCCAAAUUUGAUGAAAAGGAUGCAAAGGUAAAUUUACUUGUUAAAUUUGAUGAAAAGGAUGCAAAGGUGAACACACUGAACCGCGGCACUAUGGCAGAGUUCCAGGAGGUGUACAAGGAGAUUACAAACAACCCUAAUGUGAAAGGCAUGGUCGUCAUAUCUGGGAAAGCAGAUUGCUUCAUUGCUGGUGCUGACAUUAAUAUGAUCUCUGACUGCAAGAAUGUACAAGAGGCCACAGCAUUGUCCCGCAAUGGUCAGGACAUGUUCAACAACCUGGAGAACAUGAAGAUCCCUGUAGUAGCUGCCAUCAACGGCUCUUGUCUUGGAGGGGGACUCGAGACUGCCCUGGCGUGCCACUACCGUAUAGCAGUGAACAGCAAGAAGACCUCCAUGGGAGUGCCCGAGGUGAUGCUGGGACUGCUGCCAGGGGCCGGGGGCACACAGAGACUUCUCAAACUGCUACCAUUCCAAACUGCAAUGCCGAUGAUGUUGACGGGUAAAGCCUAUAAUGCCAAGAGUGGGAAGAAGAUUGGGCUAGUGGACCAUGUGGUGGAACCCAUAGGUGUUGGUAUCAAAAGUGCAAAUGAAAAUACCAUGGAAGAACUUGAGAGGGAAGCCAUUCUUACUGCAAAGGGACUAGCAGAUGGAACAAUCAAAAAGCCAGUUAGAAGCAAGAAAGGACUCAACAAGUACAUUGACAUGUUUGCCAGCUCGAGACUGGGCAACAUAUUCUGGGAGAAGGGAGUGAAAGAUGCAGUUAUGAAACAGACCAAGGGCAAGUACCCAGCCCCUCUAAGGAUCAUUGAGGUCGCCAAGACGGGGGCACAGCAAGGGCCCAGGGCAGGAUAUGAGGCAGAGGCCAAGGCCUUUGGAGAGUUAGCCAUGACCCCAGAAAGCAAGGCCCUGGUUGGGUUGUUCAAUGGCCAGACAGCCCUGAAGAAAAACAAGUUUGGCAAGCCAGAACGAGAGGUCAAGACUCUCGGUAUGCUGGGUGCUGGCCUGAUGGGGGCUGGUAUUGCCCAGGUCUCCAUAGACAAAGGCAUAGAUGUCAUCUUAAAGGACGUCACAACACAGGGUUUGUCUAGAGGUGAAGAUCAAAUUAUCAAAGGACUUGACACAAAGGUGCAGCGGAAAAAAAUUACAAGCUUUGAGAAAGACCAGGUAUUGACACAUCUGGAGCCAACCAUCAACUAUGAACACUUCAGUAAAUGUGAUAUAAUUGUUGAGGCUGUGUUUGAGGACCUCAAAUUAAAACACAAAGUUGUAAGAGAAGUGGAACAGAAAAUCCCAGAGCAUUGCAUCUUUGCAUCGAACACUUCUGCUCUUCCAAUCACCAGCAUAGCCGAGGCAUCCAUCAGACCAGACAAGUUCAUAGGCAUGCACUACUUCUCCCCGGUAGACAAGAUGCAACUUCUGGAGAUCAUCACCACAGACAAGACCUCCCAGGACACUGCAGCCUCUGCAGUGUCUGUGGGCCUGAAGCAGGGCAAGGUUGUGAUCGUUGUCAAGGAUGGACCAGGCUUCUACACAACCCGCAUCCUGGCCCCCACCCUCUCAGAGGCGGUCAGGGCUCUCCAGGAAGGUGUGUCCCCAUCCAAGCUGGACUCUCUGACCCGUGGCUUUGGCUGGCCUGUGGGGGUUGCAACGCUUGCUGAUGAGGUGGGUAUUGACGUGGCUGCACACGUUGCAGAGGAUCUUGGGAAGGCGUUCGGGGAACGCUUUGGUGGUGGAAAUAUCAACGUGUUGAGGGACAUGGUCACAGCUGGUUUCCUAGGUCGCAAGUCUGGCAAAGGGGUUUACCUUUACCAGUCCAAGUCAAAGAAGAGGCCAGAAAACACAGAGGCUAAAGCUAUUCUAGACAGAUACAAACUAGAUCCAAAACCAGGCAACACAGAUGAAGAUGUUCAAUACCGGCUGGCAUCAAGAUUUAUCAAUGAGGCAGUGAUGUGUCUGCAAGAGGGCAUCCUAGCCAACCCUAUGGAGGGUGACAUCGGUGCGGUGUUUGGUCUUGGUUUCCCGCCAUUCCUGGGUGGCCCCUUCCGCUACAUUGACCUGCACGGGGCCAAGCAGUUGGUGGACAGGAUGAAGAAGUACCAUGAUUGGUACGGUGUAGCCUUCGAGCCCUGCCAGCUCCUGCUGGACCACGCAAAGGACCCCAGCAAGAAGUUCCACACGCGAUAGUCACUGAAAAUCUUUGAUCUUUGGUGUAAAUGAACGGCUGUGUUCUGUUUCAAAUUGUUUGAGACACAUUUCUAACUAUUUAUCUUUGAGAGCUAUGGCGUGUUCAUUAUUUUGAACAUUUUUGUGCUGUUGUCUUUUAGAUCAACCAUUGCUGACUUAAAAUUAAACUACAUUUGUGUUCCUCUCAGAACAAACUGUUAAGACAUUAUUUAAUUGUUUUUGAAAAUUCAGUGACAUUAUUUUUAUGUUUUAAUAAUUGCUUUCUACCUCAAUGCAAUAUUAAAUAUUUUACUUCUUUUUGAAGAGUUCUCCUGUAUUCUAUAUACAGUUCAAAUAAUUAAAAAUUUGGUUUCAUUGUAAAAGCACUCUAAAACUUUCAUACACUUUUUCUUUUUAAAUUUUUGUUGGAUUAAGCUUAAAAUCAUUAUUUUUAUGAUUAAAAUGCCUAAUCAUCUUGUAUGUACUUGACACAGUCGUGGGUCAGUGUUGAUGUGUCCUUUAUUUGACUCUGUGAUCUUCAUGGGUCGCAUUUGUUCAUAGAUAAUGCGAUUGUGAGCUGAACUGUACCAAUAGGUGUACCAAAAUUUGUACAUAGAAAAUUUAAUAUAAAAAUGAAUAAACAUUUUAAAUGUGACAA